Molecule: messenger RNA, 3698 nt
Organism: Penaeus vannamei (Pacific white shrimp)
Lineage: Eukaryota; Metazoa; Arthropoda; Malacostraca; Decapoda; Penaeidae
Source: RefSeq, a predicted model, not a curated record
UCGAUUAAGGUUACUGUGGAACAAGUACAGGUUGUGCAGCUUGGUGUCCGUUGGCAGUGUCGUGCAUUUUCUAAUGACCCUAAUGUAGACAAGGAGCAACCAAAGUAUUUAGUUCAGGGCGAGGACCUGAAGAGGGUGAAGAUGUUGAACGUGUUCGAACCAUGCACACUGCAGCUUGGUGACCGCAACUAUUAUGUCUCGAAGGAAGGGGAUGUGAUCAUGACACGUGACCAGUGGAGGAAGCUCAUGGCAGCACAGUUAACGGCGGACCACACCAAUCCCUGUCCCUUGAGGCCUCGACCAGCCAAGAAUAAGUCAAAAAGGAAACACCGCUCAGGUUUAACAGGAGAAGUUGAGCAGAAUGCAGAUGCCCCUGGUGCUCCUACAUCAGUAGGCGGUAUUAAAGACACUGACGGCUCGCCUGUGGAAGGUGCUCUAGGUGCUGAAGGAGGGCUACCUGCGGAUGAUGAUACCAAAGACUAUAAUGCUGAUAGUGAUGGAUAUAUUGAUGUAGAUACAGAUGAAUUCUCUGACACAGCUUCAAUUAGUAGUGGGGCAUCAACAGGAUCUGUAGGGAGGCGAAACAAAAAGGGACCGGCAUUGAUGACAAAAAUGAUGAAAAAGCGCAAGUUGAAGAGGGCAAAAAGGAAGACCACCAAUGAGGGACCAGCAAUUAAGACUGGAGAUCAGUUGGUUGUAGAAACUCUCAUGACAACAUCUAAAGCAGAUGUUGUGUGGCAGGAUGGAUCACUGGAGAAGCGUAUUUUGUCAACAGUCCUUUAUCCAAUUCAUCAUUUGGACGACCAGGAAUUCUUUCCGGGUGACUUUGUGGUGGAGCAGGACUCAGUCGAUCCACAUGAAUAUGGCGUUGUGCAAAGGGUUGAUCAUGCUGGGAGGACAUCCAUUGUAAAGUGGUUUAGAACCUACACAGCUGGAAACGAACCACAGCCAGAAAUGUUACGUGAACAGGAAGUGAGUGUGUAUGAUUUGCGUGACCAUCCGGAUUUCCGCUACCGUCCAGGCUCUGUAGUUAUAAGAGUGGCCAAUUUUGAAGAGUGUCAGACCUGUUCUACAGGGCAAGUUUUAGAUAACUUUCCAUCCGGAGAAGUGAGUGUUUGGUGGGUAGAUGGGAGGACAUCAGUAUGUUACCCUCAAGAUCUGUACAAAGUGGGUGAGUACGACUCAGAUGAUGGAGAACUUUGGGAUGAUACAGCCUCAGAUGAGUCGUGGGAGACAGAAAGUGAACAUUCUGUGAUUGCAGAGGAGAGUGAAAGUGAAAGUGAGGGAGUACUUAAAACAAGACUUGUAGCAAACAUUGAAAAAGCUCGUAUAGCUAUGAGUCGUCUAGAAGAAAUUUUUACGCAGAAUCCUGCUCUUCAGACCACAGCAGUAAUGAAACAACUUUUAGAUUGUUACAAAGAAUGCAGGUAUAUGGAUAAGCUGAUGGGCACGAGCUUCUUCCAUGAAAGCAAUUUCCAGGGACUCAUAGAAAAGGUUCGUGAGCGUGGCAGAGCAUCAACAACUCAGCGCAUGACAGAGCAAAUAAACCGUCUCUUCUCGGCCUCAGACUCAGAAGGGAGCAAAGCUGUCACAGGGAAUUUUGACAGUGCUAAAGAAGACAUGUCCAAGCCAAAUAAGGAUAAUCUGUGCAAUAAGGAUAUGAAACACAACAAGGAGAGUGGGGGAUCGUGCAACGCUGACAGCGACAUCCUUUCCUCCAAAGAUGCCAUCCUCAGCAGCUCGGCCACAUUGUCGGAGAAUUUGGCUAAUCUCAGCUUCUCUCAGGGAAGAACCAGUAAAUCUGAGAAGGUUCUAGAUGGGGGACGAAAUAGGGGAGGAGAGUUACGACAUAAGAGAAUGAGCGAAACUGAUAUGACUCUUCACGAGAAAGUCUCUUCGGAUGCGCGUAUGAAAGAUUCCAAAAGUUGUAAUGAUCUGAAGGUGUCCUCAUCAGAAGUCAUCAGCGGGGUAACAGAAGAGAUCCGCACGUCUCACAUGUGCGCUCAGCUGUGCUCUCUCAUGAAGGCUCAGCUGCUCAAAACCUACGAGGAGGUCGUGUUCCGCUUUGGAGGCCACUUUGACAUGAGUCUCAUGCAAGCUUGUCAGGAUUCUGAGGGUGCACAUGGGGAAACCAAGGAUAUCCUGCAGGAUGAUAACAAAGAGAACAUUCCAGUGUUUAUCGCAGAAGACAUAGUUAAUGAAAAUACAACUACCAUUGCACUUAGUCAGGUUGUUCAUCAAACUGUGAUUCCAGUGGAGAAAAAGGAGGAAAACUAUGAAAGCCUUGAUGACAAACAGGCUCUUGAUGUCAGUGCAACUAAUAACGCCUCUCUUCUGCCGUCUCCUGUGGUGACCGAUGACAUGAUCACCUCCAAUGGUAACAGCGGAGAGACGACUGACAAAAAUACCUUCUCUGACGACGCAGAAAAUGAGGCUUUGAUUGAUUCCAUUAUUGCAAAUGCUGUUGCAGCAGUCAACGGAGAAGUUGGGUCAGCAUUUACAAGUGGAUCUGAUUGCUUGUCGAGUCCUUCUGAAGGUUUUGAAGUUUUGGAAGCAGCUCCAGACAGUCACAAGUUUAAGCUGACAAUGUUCCAGCCAACCGACCCACCUCACUUCUACAGGACAGUGCGCAAGGAAAUGAAACUGUUGAAGACCUCCCUCCCUCUAGGGAUCUGGGUCAGAGGUUAUGAAGACCGUAUGGAUCUAUAUUCCGUUAUGAUCGAGGACCAGAGCGCACCCUAUGAAGAUGGCCUCUUCUUCUUUGACUUCCAGUUGUCAGCAGACUACCCACGUGCACCACCUCUCUGUCACUAUGUUACUUACUGCUCUGACAAACUAAAUCCGAACCUUUAUGAAGAUGGCAAGGUGUGUGUGUCACUGCUUGGUACAUGGAAUGGAAAAGGCACAGAGGUGUGGACUAGUCAGAGUAACCUUCUGCAGGUCAUCAUAUCCAUUCAAGGGUUGAUCCUGGUAAGUGAGCCAUAUUUCAAUGAGGCCGGCUACGAGCGACAGAAAGGUACCCAGCAAGGGAGGGAGAACUCUCGAAUGUACAACGAAAUGGUGGUGCUAAAGCUUAUACAAGCGAUGGCGAAGGUUAUACAAGCACCUCCUGACAUCUUUAAAAAGGAGAUUAUUCAACACUUCCAUAAGAGGGCUUUUAAAUUGGUGCAGAGACUUGAAUGCUGGCUAGAAAUAUCAGAAAACCACAAUGCUUCACAUCCAUUAUCUCCCACAACCCCAACAACUUUCAGGGAGAUAUAUCCAUCAGAUGCUGGUGUUGAAUUGCCAGAAUUUCCACUGAUUCCAGCUUCCAAAGGGUUCUGCAUCACCCUACGCAAGACACUUAAACAAUUUAAAUCCAUCCUUGAGUCUGUUGGUGUGUCGACAGACCAGAAACUCCAGGCCCGUGAGUUAGACAGCAACUUACCCAAGACUACCGUUAGCUCCUCCAGCGUUGAGACGAAAGUUGCUAAAGCCACGUAUGUCGAGACGGAAAAGGAAAAAGUUGUCGGUGGUAACUCGUAGCUAUUGUCCAAUUUUAGCUUAUUUAUCCCUGUUAUUACUAGUGUAUUUAUCAAUGUUAAUAAUCAGUGCCUGUGUGGAUUGUGGUGUUCGUUAAGUUUUGCAAAUUGUGGACAUUAUAAGAUCGUAGUCUCCUCCGAUACAAAUUUAGAUCAUUUUCCUUUCUGCAAUGAAGC